GACCGCACUGCUGCGAUCAGGAAGGGUCCACUGGCAACAACAAAUAUGGAGUCGACUCCGUGCAGCUUCACCCCGGAGCGAUACUGGACGGAGGAAAAAGAGAGGGCACUCAUUACGUUUUUUGCCAGUAAGUCAGACUGUCCAUCAUGGUUAUAUUCUUUUCCACAAAAGCAGCCUUUCUGGUCGAUGUGUUGUCGGAAAGGGCAACAUUGCAGGCAACCGUUGCUUUAAGGAACCGAGCAACAUAGACGGUUAAGAGCAAUGGCGACGAGCAACCGAAGUCAACUUAGCCAGUAUCCUCUAAAAAUGCGUCAGAUCGUCAGCUUUACCAUAGUUUGUGUCCUCAAUCUGCAUGUUUGAUAAUAAAAUAGUAAAUGAACAAACUUUGUGCCUUUAUCUGGAUGUCUGCAGUCAUUUCAGUAGGCUGAGAGACAUUGUUGACACUGUAGUUGGAAACGUUCAUUCUGAAACAAUGGCACACCUGGUUACAGUUCCUCUAAAGAUGAUUAUAAUAAACUCCUACUGCUCCAGUUCACUAAAAUAACCCCGUAUGUACAGUAUAUUCCUAAAACACACAUCCACACACUGAAAUAGAACUCUCAGUGAAAGUUAUCUGAGUCCAAAAAGCCCCUCUUAAUUCCCACUGUCCCCCAAUCCAGCCCUCUUAAAUAACAACUAAGAUUACAUGACAUUAAAUUUCACUGUGUUCAUAUCUCUCACUAAUGUUUCAGUUUCACCCCAAUAUAAUAGAUGCCAGUGCAGAGACAAAUCAAAAACACAAACUUUUCUAAAGCCAUUGUGCAAAUAAAUCAUAAAAUUUCAUCAUAAGCUAAGCCAUUUAAACUCUAGAAAACCUAAAAUUAAUUAAUUGCUUAAUGCAAGUCCUACAAUUUGUCUACAUUUGUUUACUGAUGACUUUUGUUGUUGUUACAAUGAUAAACAGUAACUGCAAGAAUCUUUAUCUUUUAAAUGUUAGAGUAAGAGGUAAAAUGCGUGAUUAAAAAAGUCAGAGGUGCUACUGUGUAAUGAUACGUGUUUAAGUAAAAGUAAAACAAAUGCUCGGACACUAUAUUGAAUAUUUCAACAGUACUGUAGCUGUCAAGUAUCUUGUUUUUCUUCUUUCCUAGAACACAGCUGUCUGUGGAACCACAAGUCAGAGGGCUACAAGAAUCGACACCUGCGAUGGAAAACACUGGAACAUCUGAGAAUCCUCCUGUCUGCUCACCCUCCACCUGUUCGAUUUACAGGUAUGGUUUUGCCUUUCUUAUAUUUUACCUUAAUUUCACCUUUGUCAUAUUUAUUUGUAUAGGGACAAGUGAACCAUUACCACAUACUACAGCUUGAAGCUUGAGCUAAUUUGCAAUGCCCGUCUUUUUGUACAUGGAUGUAUUUUUCAGUCUUUCAUUUAAGAACAUAAACAUGCACCAAGGGUUCCAUUGUAGCGUUGCGAUAGCAUCAAAUUUGCUAUUAAACCCUUAUCUGAGUAUUGCCUGUCAAAACAUGAAAUUGACACAUCUUCACAAUUUGUUAACUUUCAAGAACAUUGCAUUUUAAAAACUUUAAAUAUACCAAAAUUAGCAUGGUUUUGUGGGUACUGCAAAAUAAAAUUUGAUUGGCAGUUAUAAUGAUAUAAAGGUUGUUAUUUGAAGUCAGUGUAACAGAAAUGAGCCUCACUAUAUAAAGCAUUUCAGAUUGAAAUAUUCAAGAUUGUGUUCAUGGAUAUAUCAUGAAUAUAUUUAUAAAGCGGUCAUUCCUUAAAGACAGAUUAGAUUAAAACCCCAAAUUAAGAGUACCUGUUGAUUCUGUAUUAAUUCACAGUUGAAGACAUAAAGAACAAGUUCAAGAACCUUCGCACCACCUUCCAGCGUCAGUACAAGAUGGUGAAGGCAAGCAAGGCGUGCAGGUCUGACGACGUCUUCGUGCCGCAGUGGAAGCACUUCCAGCAGCUCAUGUUUCUGCAUGAGGACGGUCUCGACCGGCUGCCAUCCCCACUGAUAGUCUCGCAGGAGGAGAGCAAGCCUGUCCACAAACCCCUUGGACUCAUCACCGCCUUCCUCCCAAGUCAGAUGAUUUCCCCAUCCCCAUCCUCCUCCUCCUCAUGUGUCCCCUCCAACAACAUGACAGUGAAAUGUUUCUGGAAUGAAGAGAGGGAGCGAGCACUCAUAGCGUUCUACUCUGGUAAACAAAACGUCUUUCAGAUGCAAAAUAGUUUUUAUAACCUCAAAGGGAGUCUCUGGACUUAAUCUAAUGAUAGUUUGAUUUCAUACACUUACAGAUUUUUGUUGUUGUUGUUGUUUUGCACAGAUCAUGGUUGUCUCUGGAACAAGAAAUCUGAAGACCACAACAACCGUCAGCUUAGAAUGAGGCUGCUGGAGGCUUUGAGGAGCCAGCUGUCUGACCACACUGUGCCCUUCUCAGGUAAGAAUCACCUGCUCCCUGCUUAAAUGAAGGUUACAGCUCAACACAGCAAGAUCCUACCAUAGAGAUGGACAUACCUAAAUGUUAAACCAACUAUACUGUGACUCGAUUUAAUUUUACAGCGCGACAAAAAGACCCCUACUACUAUCUGAAUCACAGAACAAUCAGAUCAGAGCUUCGAGAACUUGAUUGUCCUCUGUUGAUGUUUUACAGUUGAAGACAUAAAGAACAAGUUCAAGAACCUUCGUACAGUUUUUAAUCGGGAGUAUAAGGUGGUGCAGGCGAGUAGGGGGUCUGACAAACCGUACAUGUCCAAAUGGAAACACUACCAGCAGCUGCUCUUCCUCUGUGAGUCCUGUGAUGAAGACGAGAGUCAGGAUGAUGUGCUGAUACUAACACCACCAGAGGACAAGGAACUGGACUGUGGAAACCAAACGCCCUCCUCCACCCUGAGCAGCCUCUCCUCCAGCUCCACGCAUGCCAACAGCAUCAGGUUCAACAACCCCUACAGCAACUCCAAAGCCAGUCCCAGUCCAGUGUAUCAAGUCUUCCUCCCUGAGAGUCCGGAUAGUGUCAAAAUAGUGAACCAAACAUCUGCUGCAGCUUUUCCCAUCUCUCCAUCCACCUCAUCCCCAGACACUAAAGCCUCCACAGACCCCUCAGCCCUGAACGCCCCUUCACUAAGUUCAGCUCAUCCAGACAGCAGACUGAGCUCUGAUGCCCGCUGCCAGUGGAAUGAAGCCAAAAUUCAGCAGCUCAUUUCAUUUUACGCUGGUGAGUAGAAUGAUUUAUAACUCAGUCACAGGCUGAGUGAGAAUCUGGUUUGAUAGUAUAGAGGUGAAGCCAAAGAAACAAACUUUAUCACCUGUUUUCACCUUUUUUUUUAUAGAGCACAGCUGUCUAUGGAACCACAAAUCAGAGAGCUACAGGAACAGACUACUUCGACAGAGUCUGCUGGAGAUGCUGAGCAGCAUCCUGUCUGAGAACCACCCUGUCCCAUUCACAGGUAACACUGAGGCUGAAACACUGAGUUUUUACUGGCUUUGGUUGAAACAAGCCUGUGGAGACUCUCAGCCAGAUGUUGCCUCCAUCUCCACAGGCUCGUUUCAGGGAGCGAUACAAAUCAGCCUUGAGAACCUUGAACCAGAACACUUUUAUAUACACUGAAGUCUUGGAUAUAAAGCCACCAGACUGCUGAAAAAUCAAUGCAGAGGGAUUCCAAAGAAUGAUAAAGCCGACUGGAUCUGCACACCAGAAACUUCUGUGUCUCUUAGGUUCAAGUUUAAAUUUACUCUCAUCCUUUUUGCAGUGAUUCCAUUAAAGUUUGAAUCUCGUUCAAUGUGAGUGAGUGAGAUCUGAUCUAUUCUAACCCAAAAGUCCUCAAAAACUGAUAUUGAUGGACCACUACUCUUAUUGUUCUGUAGCUACACAACAGAAUCAGUUAUAUCUGAAAUGUUACUAUGGGAAAAUAAAAUUUAGGGAAAAAAAAACUUUAUCAGGAAAAAUCCAAAUCUUUUAGCAAGUUAAUUAAUAAUUGAUUAUUAAAAUUUACAAAAACAAAAAUCCAAACAUUGGAUUUCCAUCCCUAAAUUAAAUGGUUUCAAACAGUUCUCCUGGAGUUAUUCUUUCUGUGUUGAGGCUAACAGUUAGUGUUUUUUAUUUUCAGUGGAGGACAUAAAGACAAAGUUCAGAAAUUUACGAACAAUCUUCCAGCGUGAGCACAAAGCGGUGAGCUCAAACAAAACCUGCGGCUCAGAGGACUUUUACCUCCCAAAGUGGAAACACUACCGUGAUCUGAUGUUCCUCUGUGACUCCUGUGACGAAGAUGAACGACCUGAUGAGCUCCACUUCAUCCAACCGCAGGAUUCCCGCCUCCACCACCUGGACAACCAAGCCCCGCCUCCCUCCAUACACUACCAUAACUCUACCCAGACUGCUGCCAAACUGAUCAUGACAUCACGGACCGUGGAGGCCCCACCUUCUCCGACUCCCCCUGACUCUCAGCGCUCUUCCCCCUCCUCCUCACCCUGCACCUCCCCCUCCUCUCGGACUGACAGCAGAGUGUCAGGACGUAAACGAGUGAGCCGCUCAUUAUCUAUGUCCAAUGAGGUUCUCGAUUUCAUGAAGACAUUGUGUCAAAGUCAGACGAUGUCACCACACGCUGGCUUCCUGAAGUACAUAGAGGAGUGUCUGAAUGAGACGCCGCCGGAUAAAGUCAAGAAACUGAAGAAGAAGAUAAUCGAGACCAUCCACAGCGCAUCAGAAGACAGUUAGUCUCUCCUUCACAGACUCUUAUCUCCUCCUGAAACAAGAUGACGCCAGCUGUCAUCUUAUUUCAAAGUGGACCUGCUUAAGAACCUGUAUGAGAUACGCUUUACCUUCUGGAGAGCACCUUGAUUCAAACAUGACAUGUUAGCAUGCAAAAGGUUAGCAUCUUCCUCCCAGCAGAGGCAUUAUGUUGUGAACCAAAGUAAGUUUUUAUGUGUUGCUGGUGCAAACAGGGACACUAGGGUCCUUUUAUUAUUGUUCACUUUGAUCCAGUGCAUUUGCAUUUCUUAAAAUAUUGUAUGUGAAUUAUUUAUGUUAUUGGAUGGUUAUUUACUCCAAAAGCCUGCAACAAGUUUCAACAUCCAGUCCUGUGGUAGUUUGAAUGUACCAGGGUCUAAAAUGUAAGGGUUUUUGUCACUUUUAACCUGUCAAAGGACAGUGAAACAAAUGCCUUCCACCUGUACCUCUGUAUUUGUCACCAAAACAGGUUUCAAAAUGUUACAUUGAACGAUCCGAGGUUGAUCAAAUUUAAAAUUUGAUUUUCAUUUUCCCUUUCUUAGUACUGUUACGUCCUCUAUAUAUCAGUCUAAAAACGUUACAUGAAGCUGGAUUUUAUCAGCCAUUAGUUUGAGUCUCAUUUUUAAACACAUUUCAAGCCUGUACGUUUUCUUUAUCUUUCAAAAGAAUCUAUGCAUGUAAAGACUUCAAAAUCUGAAUGUUUUUGUUUCGUUCAAUGUGUGAAGAUGAGCUUUAAAUGAAAGCAAACCUUCUGAAGCAAUAAUCUUUAUUCUCAAGCUCUAUAACCGAAGCUGUAAUCGUCUUUAUUUGGUUAGGAUCUUAAAUUGCACACUUACACAAUAAUUUAUAUUUGUUUUAUUUGUUGUUUGCACGUCUUUGACCUUUAAGUGCCUUAUCACUAUAACAGUUACUUUAUUUUUUGCUGUACAUGCGCAGGAAUUGUGUUCUCACUUUUGACUUUAUUUGAACUGAUUUAAGUGCAUAAAAUUUAAGAACAAGCAGAAA
This is a messenger RNA of Xyrichtys novacula (pearly razorfish), 5709 nucleotides long. NCBI's taxonomy places the organism in Eukaryota, Metazoa, Chordata, Actinopteri, Labriformes, Labridae. The record is from the annotation of a GenBank genome assembly.